Molecule: messenger RNA, 875 nt
Organism: Aspergillus sclerotioniger CBS 115572
Lineage: Eukaryota; Fungi; Ascomycota; Eurotiomycetes; Eurotiales; Aspergillaceae
Product: carboxymuconolactone decarboxylase family protein
Exons: 2
Coding region: 139-696 (185 amino acids)
Molecular function (GO): peroxiredoxin activity
Source: RefSeq, a predicted model, not a curated record
CGUCCUGCAUAAAUAGAGUCGAGGUCCAGUCUUAAGCAUCCGGCAGACUACCGUUACAGAUUUCAGUGUGCCACCCCCUGUCUAAUCGUAUAUUACUGGAACACAGGAAUAUCUACUGUACACACCAAGAGAAACAUCAUGCGUCUCCCAUAUGUUUCCAACCCCCCGCCUACAAGCACCCCUGAGGAAGCCGACAUCCUCGCUCGUAUGCAGGCGCGACGAGCCCCCGGGGAACUCCUACCACUGGACCUGGCUCUCCUGCACUCAUUUCCCAUUGCUGAGGGAUGGAACACGUUUCUGGGCGCCAUCCGGUCCCGGACCAGCCUCUCGCCCGUUAUCCGUGAAUUGAUUAUCUGUCGCGUGGCAGUUCUCAAUGGGGCGGAGUUUGAAUGGGAACAGCAUGCGCCGCUGCUGAAAGAAGGCGGGUUUCCCGAGGAAGCAAUGCAGGCCAUCCGCGACGUGAACCUGGAUAUUCCUCGGCUUGUACAGUACAAAGUGUUGAGUCGGGAGGAGGGUGCAGUGUUGAAGUAUACGGACGCCAUGACCAAAACGGUGACGGUACCGGAGGAAAUCUUCCAGGAGGUCAAGACACACUUUGAUGAUCGGGAAGUAGUGGAGAUUACGACUACGGCCGCUGCGUACAACUGUGUGAGUCGGUUUUUGGUUGCGUUGGAUGUGGGCGAGAAGAACAAUUGAGUUGUUUAUGAAGCAAAGUGGAUUACUCCAGGAUUAGCAUGCAUGCAGUAUCAGAUUCCACCCGAGGUUGGAUUGUGUAAGACAGUAUCGAUAGAGCCGCGAUGAUAACAGAUAACACCAGGAUUAGGUGGACAUUGAGAAGAUACGGAGUAUACUGACUGAUAGAAGACUAAUGGCAC